AUGGAGGGGAACAAGCUGUUGCAUUGCAAGUAUUCAGCACCUGCGUUCCAGGCAACGCCACUGUAUGUUGCGAAUAAACGCCGUGUCCCUUACAUGAUGACAAGAGGCGUUGAGACCCCAGUUGGACCCAGCGAAUUCUAUGCAAAUUUUAUCAACGACCGCCUGGAACCAAAACAUAAGUUU
Molecule: messenger RNA, 183 nt
Organism: Mesorhabditis spiculigera
Lineage: Eukaryota; Metazoa; Nematoda; Chromadorea; Rhabditida; Rhabditidae
Source: the annotation of a GenBank genome assembly